This is a messenger RNA of Didymodactylos carnosus, 782 nucleotides long. The record is from the annotation of a GenBank genome assembly. NCBI's taxonomy places the organism in Eukaryota, Metazoa, Rotifera, Eurotatoria, Philodinida, Philodinidae.
AUGGUGAAUGAGAUACAGUGCUGUACUCAAAAUGGCACCCGAAAUGCUUAUGACAUAGGAAAAGGCGGAAUUUCACGUGCUUUAAAUUCAAAUACAUCAGUUUUUUUGAAAAUCGACAUGUGUAAUCGAUUGUUUAAUCAUUCAUCAAUGCCUGAACGGCAAUUAGGUAAAAAUGGUCCAAAAGUAUCAGCUAUUGGUUAUGGAGCAAUGGGUUUAUCAAUAGCAUAUGGAACUGUCGGAUCCGAUGAAGAACGAUUCAAAGUCUUGGAUCGUGCUAUUGAACUUGGUAGUACUUAUUUUGAUAGUUCCGAUAUAUAUGGUGAUAAUGAAGAUUUAUUAGGAAAAUAUUUUAAGAAAUAUCCACAACAACGUAAAAAGAUUUUUCUUGCAACAAAGUUUGCCGGUGUAUUCUUACCUGAAACACAAACUUACUCAGUUCGUGGCGAUGCACAAUACGUUCAUGAAGCAUGUGAAAAGAGUUUAAAAAGACUCGGUAUUGAUUCAAUCGAUCUUUAUUAUGUUCAUCGUAUUGACAAAACUGUACCAAUUGAAGAAACAAUGGAUGCUUUAAAAGAACUUGUUAAAGCUGGUAAAGUAAAAUAUAUUGGUUUAUCUGAAUGUUCAAGUAAUACAUUACGACGAGCAUGUGCUGUUCAUCCAGUUGCUUGUAUACAAAUUGAAUAUUCACCAUUCAGUUUAGAUAUUGAAAGAGAUGAUAUUGGACUUUUAAAAACAUGUAGAGAACUUGGUGUAGCUAUUGUAUGUUAUUCUCCACUUGGUCG